Hippocampus comes (tiger tail seahorse) is the source of this 2894-nucleotide messenger RNA. Its product is annotated as nucleus accumbens-associated protein 2-like. Bases 716 to 2515 code for a protein of 599 amino acids. Gene Ontology annotation, molecular function: DNA-binding transcription factor activity, RNA polymerase II-specific; RNA polymerase II cis-regulatory region sequence-specific DNA binding; protein binding. The transcript has 9 exons. Lineage: Eukaryota; Metazoa; Chordata; Actinopteri; Syngnathiformes; Syngnathidae. The record is from RefSeq and is a predicted model, not a curated record. Gene Ontology annotation, biological process: regulation of transcription by RNA polymerase II.
GUGUGUGUGUGUGUGUGUGUGUGUGUGUGUGUGUGUGUGUGUGUGUGUGUGUGUGAGAGAGACUGCUUGAGCUGCCGCUAUCGGAAGAGGAGCAGAGAGGAGGUGAGCCACUAAGCAUAACUAAACAAGCACAAGACCAAACUGGACGAAAAACUGGACUUCGUACUGGACUUGAUAGGAGUCCUCCAAAGUGUACUGGACUCCUACUUUUGAAACGGGUCGUCAUCGACAGAACUGGAAUGACAGAGCUGGACUCAAAAGUCUGCUUGACUCUCGUGGACUGUCGCGGACUUGACGAUGUAUACUCUGAUGACCUUGACAUGGCAGAAAGUGGACAGGAAACAAUCGGCGUUCCGACGCGUGUCUGAUCAAGUGACGUGUGAUUCGUGGAAAACAAGGAAGUGAGGCAUGAGAGCCAAUUUCUUCUUCAGCUUUGAUGGUGAUUGGAGGUAGUAACGGUAAAUAGCACAAUGCAGUCUAAACACCCAGGUUGUGUCUUUUGGAAAUUGCUGUAUGUAAGCAAUGGGCAGUGGGCCGCAAAUUGACCCCGGGCCACAAUUUGGCCACCCCCGGGGGAUCGACUUCUGGGGAGCCUGUGCGGCGGGUCAAGAGAAGAAGGGAUACGGACCCACUCAGAAGGAAAAGUUCUUAACGGAGGAGCAGACGGUAAUCCACGAGGCCGGUUAGUGGCAGUUGUCUUGGGUACACAAGGAAAAUGGUUGCAGACUUCGAUGGGAAGCGCCGACAUCGAAGGAUCAGAAAGCGACGUCACUCCGAACGCUUGGCCACCACAAGUCGGGGUCGCGUGCGGGGCACGACAUGGAUGCCAGACCUUCAGGUGGCGACACCAGCAUCAGGAGCAGCCCUCCCUAAGCCCGCCUCCAUCAUGGCGGAGUCAGGUCUUCAGGUUUCAGUCGGUGACUUCGGCAGCAGUGUUCUGAGCAGCCUGAACGAGCAAAGACUUUUGGGACUCCACUGCGACGUCUCCAUCCUUGUCCAGGGUCAGGUCUUCAAAGCCCACCGGGCCGUCCUGGCCGCGUCCUCGCUCUACUUCCGAGACCUGUUCAGUGCCGAGUCCUCCGAUACGUCGGAGUGGUCCCAGUCUACGUAUGAGCUCCCGUCUUCGGUGACGCCCUCCUGUUUCCAUCAGAUCCUGACCUUCUGCUACACGGGCCGUCUCAACAUGGUCGCCAGUGAGCAGCUGGUCCUCAUGUACACGGCUGGGUACCUGCAGGUCCAGAAUAUUGUGGAGAGGAGCCUAGAGUUUAUGAAGAUGAAGACCACAUCCUCCUCGCCGCACUGCUGUGACUCACAGACCACCUCAACGGACGAGCUGGGACCUUUAGACCAGUCUGUGGGCCACCCGCAGGAUUCCAGUCCAGACCCCUCGUCCAUGACUCCAGAGGACCUGAUAAUGGCCGUGAGCCAGAUCAAACAAGAAAGGCAAGACACACCCCUUGAGGACCACGCAGGAACAACUCCAGAAGAACUGAAUGCCAGAGUGGACUUUGCAGGGGAGCUCCAGACCACCAGAGGGGGUGCUAUCUGUUACCUGGGUGCUGCCGGGAGCCUGGUCAUGGGUCUGCAGUCUUACCUCUUGGCAGGCGGACGCUGCUCGAGUUCAGAAGCGUCCAGCCUGCCCACAGACUCACCCCCGUCACACGCACCGACGGAGGUGGAGCCGGAGGAUGGUUACUACGGCAACGCCACACACUCUGGAAUAUACCAAAACAUGUUUGGACGCCAGAGUCAGUCUGGCCAGGAGAAAAUGGAGAUGCUACGCCUGCCAUUGGCCAGUGAGCGGCGUGCAGGCAUUUUAGUGGGCGGAGACAACAUGACGCUCCCCGCCAGUCUGAUCAGUCAGAUUGGGUAUCGAUGCCACCCUGCGCUAUACACCGAGGGAGAACCUGGAGAGAAGCUGGAGCUGGUGGCAGGUUCGGGCGUGUUGAUGACGCGGGGCCAGCUGAUGAACUGUCACCUUUGUGCGGGAGUGAAACACAAAGUUCUGCUCAGGAGGCUGCUGGCGACCUUCUUUGACAGAAACACCUUGGCCAAUAGCUGCGGGACGGGGAUCCGCUCCUCCACCAAUGAUCCGAGCAGAAAGCCGCUGGACAACCGAGUGUUAAACACCGUCAAACUGUACUGUCAGAACUUUGCUCCGAGCUUCAAGGAGAGCGAGAUGAACGUGAUCGCAGCCGACAUGUGCACCAACGCUCGCAGAGUUCGCAAGCGAUGGCUGCCCAAGAUACAAUCCCUGCUGCCACGCAGCGGCGGCGGGAGGAAGAUCCGGAGGGGGGCCGCGGGACGAGGAGGAGGGGACAGCUUGGACGUAGAUGCGCGUCAGCUCAGCGUCGCCCCCUACUUGUGCCUGGAGGUGGCCGGGGAUGGCACACAAAAUCAGGAACAGCACCACCGCCUCCUCCUCUGCGCCGCCUCCUCAUCCUCGUCCUCCUCGUCCUCACCAUACCCCCCGGAUGCUGACCGCAAGGGGGCGGAACCUCCAGACAGCCAAUAAGCAUUGGACUACACCUGUCCAACAGCCUGUCUGUCCCCUAACUCAUUUCCUGUCUGCUUGUCAUCCGACCUCACUACCUGUCUAGUUGAGUGUCCCCUACCUCACUUCCUGCCUGUCCCCUACCUCACUUCUUGCCUGUCCCUACCUCAGUUCCUCUCUGUCCCUACCUCACUUCUGGUAUGUCCCCGAACUCAUUUCCUCUGCCCCUACCUCACUUCCUGUCUGUCUCCUAACCCGCUUCCUGUCUAUCCCCUACCUCACUUCCUGUACUCCCAGCUCAGCCGCUUUGCUGCAUGUUACCAGCUUCCUGGCCACUUGCAAUGGGACUUAUAAUGAUGAUGAUGAUGAUGUUGAUGUCAAUAAAGCUUAUUGAAAAUCA